This is a messenger RNA of Oryzias melastigma (Indian medaka), 8721 nucleotides long. Its product is annotated as myocardin-related transcription factor A. Lineage: Eukaryota; Metazoa; Chordata; Actinopteri; Beloniformes; Adrianichthyidae. Gene Ontology annotation, biological process: smooth muscle cell differentiation. The transcript is spliced from 18 exons. The coding region runs from base 694 to 3987 and encodes 1097 amino acids. The record is from RefSeq and is a predicted model, not a curated record.
UCUGUUAUUUCUUGCUUGAAUUUCCUUUUCUCUGAAUAGUUUGUUAACAUUUACGCUGUUGCUAACAAGCUAAAACCUCCGUUUGCUGUUGGGUUCACUCCAGGUUCAGAGGAGCGUUUACAAUCAGACUGAGGGGAAUGAACCUCUUGGUCCAGUUGUUUCCAUGACUGAGAGGAGAAAUGUUCUGCAGAAGAUGGCGAUGGCUCAGACAGGUGUGGAACACUCACUCCCCGCUGAGCUCAGACCAGGAGAGGAACUCCGUGAGGAGGACAUGUGUGUGUGUGCGCCUGUCUAUGUCUAUCAACUGUUAAAGGACGUCAGCAGCAGCUGUGACUGGCGGCGCGACCACACACUCACCAACGGCUGACACACAUGGAGGCUCACACGCAACUGGUCUUUGAGGCUGCACGGUUCCUCUGAACGUUUGGAUUCAUCAAAGGAUUUUUUUGCUUCAAAGAAGUGGUGGAGACAAAUCUCUUUUGAUCAUCUGGGUCCAGGUUUCCUCUGGAUACCCCGGCGUUUGACUCAUGAGUCAAGCUGAGCUGUAAAAGAGGAUUGCACCGCUCGGUCUUGUGGACGCACCGGCUCAUGGCAGCUGCACAAGUCCAGCGUCUAAACUUCAAUCUGCUUUUUGAUCUCAUUUCUUUUCAUGGAUGACUCACGCUGAGUAGUUCUUUUUUUCCCAGUUUUGCGAUGCUGAAGAAUCUGCAGUGCGUCUGCCUCGACCCUGCCCCUUUCAGGUCUCAGCCAAUCAGACGCAACAUGGAGGAAAGAGCCAUCCGGUUUGAGUUAGAGCGCCAGGCCUGCCAGAGUCUCAGGAAAGUUUUGCAGCUUAAACUGCAACAAAGAAGAACCAGAGAAGAACUGGCAACCCAGGGGAUGAUGCCACCGCUUAAAAGUUCAGCUGCCUUCCACAAGCAGACGGGGAGCUUGGAGCGUGCAUGGACUGAUGAAGAUCUCAAAAGGAAAAUUAAGAGCAAGUCUGAACUCGACCGGAGACAAAUCUUGGAGGAGACUUCAGCAGAGCCUUCAUUUCCGGCCAUGCAGCUGAAGCGAGCUCGUCUCACCGACGAUCUAAGUGAGAAGGCGACUCGCCGGCCGAGGCCGAUGGAACUGAUCCACAGAAACAUCAUACCUGUUCAGCCCAGAACCAAACAGGCCUCCGCGGAUUUCCCAAAGUCCUCCAGGGAGAGCUCUUCAGGCGAUGAGCACAGCAAUGACAGUUUGUCUCCAGGACAGGCGGUAAGCCAGGAGUGUCCUCUGAGCUCAGGGCUUGUCCAUUCUCCAACAGAGGACCUGUCACGCAGCAGCAUCCCAUCUCCGACUCAGAUGCCUCCAUCAGGUCUUCAUUUUCCACCAAUUUGUGGUUCAUUCAACUCUGUGAAAAUGGCCAGCAGAGCGUUGGACUCAUCAAGUCUCAUGGGAGGUUCUAACGCUCACAUCAAGGUUAAACUGAACUCCGACCGCCUCUGUCAGAAAAACAAGAAAACCAAAGACAACAAGCCAAAGAUCAAGAAAUUGAAGUACCAUCAGUAUAUUCCUCCUGACCGAAAGGGAGAUAAAGAGUCCCCUCCUCAUCUGGACUCGUCGUACGCCAAGAUCCUCCAGCAGCAGCAGCUCUACCUGCAACUACAAAUCCUCAGUCAGCAGCAGAACCACAACUACCACACCAUUCUGCCUGCACCGCCCACCAGAGAUCAGAAGCAGUCAUCCUCUUCAAGUACAACAUCCUCCUCUUCACCGCAAUCUACAGCCCCCCCCUCUACCGACCUCCCCCACCAGCAGAGCCACAUCUGUCUGAGUUCGUUAGCUGAGAUCAAAGCAGUGUCAGCAAAUCCAAAUCUGGAUGAUAUGAAGGUCACAGAGCUGAGGUCUGAGCUGAAACUCCGCAGCCUGCCCAUCUCAGGCACUAAGAAUAACCUCAUCGAGAGGCUGAGGAGCUACCAGGAACAGAACCAAGGCUGUGACUUUACCUCCUCUCCAACAGCAGAGGGUACCAAAGGGCUGGAGCUCGAGGAUGCUCCGGAAUCCAGCAAAACUGCUGCGACCGCCGGUGACCGUUCGUCACAGGAACUGCAGUUUCAACAGCUUGAAACGUCCUCUUUUAGCGCUGAUGCAGGAAAAGGAGUCAGUCCUGCUUCCAGCCCAGAGCAGCUCAUGAGACGUGGAGACCACAUCAACCCCCUCCCCCCUCCUUUAAACUCGCCUUCGUCAAAGAGCCCCAAAUAUAUCAGCCUGAACAGCGACCCGCUGGGACAACUGAGUUGCUCUCCCACUGAGUUCAACCUUCAGCCGUCUUCGGUGGCUCGACGUCCUGCCAACAUUAAGAAAGAGCCCCCUUGUAGCACCAGAACACCUUGUCAGUUCUCCUUAAAGUCUGUGUCUCUGCAGAAACACCGCUUGCCUGCGUCCCCUGCGACUUCGGCCGCAGCCCCUCUGGUGACGGCAGACAAAGACAGAAUGCUGCAGGAGAAGGACAAGCAGAUUGCAGAGCUCACCAGGAUGCUGAAGCAGAAGCAGAAGCUGGUGGAGGUGCUGAGGAUGCAGCUGGAGCUUGAAAGCAGAGGAGCCCCGGAGCCUCGGGUUUUUCUAAAAGUUAAAGAAGAACCUCCGGAUAACUCCUGUGCCUCUCCUCAAAUUUCCCCUGAGCUGGAUUCCACCAGGAUAACCAUCAAGCAGGAAGCCGUCGAGGUGGAUAUAGGUGGAGCAUCUGUGGGACCUCCUCGCCGUCCUCCAUCUCCACCUGCAGCUGAAAAGAUAAAGGACUGGGUGCAUCUGUCACUACGGCCUGACCAGAGAAUCCCACAGAAAAAGCCGCCUGCUCUGCAGUUAGCUCAGCAGCAGCAGGCGAUUCACAGGUGCGUUCACGGGACCCAACAGAAGCCGAAAAACCCUCAAAAACUGCAAAUGAGACAAAGAGAGCAGCAGAAGCAGCAACACUCGGAACAUCUGCAGCCGAGGCCGCCGAAGCAACAAGACAAACCAAAGCAGCAGAGGUCUCUGCUUCAGAGGCAGUUUAAGGAGAAACAAACCAAGCAGCUGCAGGAAAUACAAAUGCAUGGGAAGCAGCAGAAGUGUCCAAAGAACCUGAACCUGCAGAACAACUCCACCCCCGACGGGAAACAUUUCCUAAUUCCACCAAACGGCCACAUUAACACAGACCAAAGCAGAAACGAUGGCAGGAGAGCGGCCAAGAGCAUCCCACUGCAGGCUCAGAAAGGAGCAGCUCAGGCUUCCGUACAUCAACCAGAACAGGAGGGAUGUUCGGGAGCUCCUUCCAGUCUGCAGCCUUUCUUUACAGACCAGGACCCCGCUUUGAGGAGGAGAAACCCCGCCACACCCGCCUUUCAAAUUGAUUUGUGCGGUGAUCUAGAUGUCCUGUUGAGUCCGGUGUCUCCUGCUUCUGUUAAGACAGCAUCUUCUCUGCUUGAUGACAAUGAUCAAGAGAAGGAAGGUGAUAUCAUUGACAUCAUUUUGCAGGCUGGAGAAAUGUCCUUCAGACCUGCCCCAGACCCCUCUCUGGACUCUCUACAUCCAGCUUCCUUCUCCUCCCUCUCUCCUGCCCCGCCCAUCCGUCUUAGCCCUGACCCCUCCAAGCCCGGCGCCUCUCUCCAGCCUGAGCUACAGGAGGAGAAACUACACCUCUCGACGAGUGGACGCCUGGAGGACUUCCUGGAAAGCACAACCGGAAAGCCUCUGCUGGGGGUGGAGCCAGGGGGGGUUAUCACUCUGAUCGAUGACCUUCACAGCCAGCUGCUGUGCACCCCCAGCAUUCUGGACCAUCCUCCGUCUCCCAUGGAUACCCUUGAUGCUGUGGGAGGAUGGGGGUUUGACAACAAAGACUGGCUGGAUUUUAGCACGGGGGGAGACCGGGAUGAAGACACGCCCACCUUGGCCCCGUUGGGUCCUCCAACGCCUGUCAGUGUCUUUUCCACGGACUUCCUGGAUAGUUCCGACCUGCACUUGCACUGGGAUUCCUGUCUAUAGCAUGACUGUGUUGAUGGAGCCCAACUCAACGACUGCGAUUCCCAGCACCAUUGACAGCUUCUGGACCCGGCCCCAGCAGUCUGACGUCUCUGCGCUGCUGCACUAAUGACUUCUUCAUGUAUUAUCAGGCAGUUUUUUUCUUCAAAAAACUGAGUUUUAGCUCCAGUGUUGUUCUUUGAAUUAGCGUAACUCUUCAAUGAUUAACAACAAACGCAGUCUCACUAAUUCAAACACACAUAAAAGAAGCUGUGUACUGAAUAUGGAACACUUCACAGUAAUGACAUGUUUACGCAAUUGCUGUAAACCAGCAGAUUUUGGGAACAGACAUGGAAAAAACAGCUUUUCCUCAAAUAAGAAUCAGUUGGAGUUACGUUAAUUGCAUUAAUGGUCAAAGAGUUAUGUUAGUUCAAAGAGCGUGGCAUUUCGUGUUGCCAGAGACAGUUUUGGUAAUCAAGGGUUUACCUGAAUGACAGGCUUUAUCAAAUGUAUCUCUGAGGUCAGAGUUAUGGCCAUGACAAAAAAAUCUCUGUUGACAUCACUUUUCCCAAAUUAUAAUAAUACUUUUUUGGACGUAACAAGCGUUUGCCUAUCAGUUGAAACCCUACAGACUUUCUUAGAUACAGCCGAGUCCUGCCUGAUGACCGGGACCUACUUGAGCUUUUUCUGAGCCUUUAUAAACAACUCUAAGACAAUCAUAGAAUUGGUCUUUUGCUACGGAUUUGCGUUCAAGAACAUGCAAUAUGCUGGUUCUUGAUUGCACUUUUAGUCCAGUGGACUGUCACUACCCGAUACUAGUGUGUGUACUCACAGUUGGAAGAGGCUUGGUCCAAUGCUGCGAUUCACACCAGACGCAAUCCGCACAGCAGGAGCGUCGAGUUUUAAUGCUAAGUCAAUCUACAGACACCAUCUUAGGUCUUGUGGCUCGAUUUGGGCGUUGAGCCAUGCGUCAACCAAUCAGGGACUCACCUUUGGGCUCGUCAUGUUUCCAGUGACUCGAUCAGCGGGUGGAAAAACAAAUCCAAUAUGGCCGCUCGAUGCAAAGAUUUUUGUUCUGAACUUCCAUCCACUUUCUUAAACCCCUUAGGCCGCAGGGUUGCAACAGACUGUCCCGGUUACUGUUGGGUGAAGGGAGGUCUGUUGGGUGCUGUUGUAACGGGCGGGACUGCUCCAGCUCCAUGGGCUUAUGAUGAUUUUCUUAUUUUCAUCACAAGAAUAAUAAAAAGAUCCUAAAGUUGUAUUUUUAUUUUUCAUCUCUUGGGUUAAUGUUCAAAUUGGACCACAAACAGAAGGGAGUAACAGUUAAAACAGCCAUAAGGCGCAGCUCCCUCUGCAAGAGUGAAGUACACCACACCGGGAGAGACUCAAUGAUCUGGUGAACCCAGACAUAAUGACAUGCUUUGCUGGCCCUUCUGUAGAGCUCUCCAAAACAUAUAAACUCAAGCUACUCGCUCAACAUCAUCCAUGUUUUCCAUGAUGUGGCAACGAAUAAAGUCCAGAUAAACUUUGGCGGUUGCUCUGCAGCCGGGAUGUCAAGGUGUUAGGGCAGGCGUCGAGCAGUAAAUUUGACGUACGUCAAAGGAGAAGCGGCAGAUGCGAAUUUGAUGUCUGGUGUGAAUAAAGCAUAAGUGGUCCAAAUCCAGACUUUCUUUCACAGCUUUAUUCCGAUAUAUAAAAUAAUUAGUUUAGUAGAUCUCAUAUCACCACAAAUAUUUAAUUUGUCCUUCAUGAUCAAUUUUCCAUCGGUUGGCACUUCCUUUAAUUAAAAUGGACGCCAUCUAUACACCACGACCAAAUCCAAGUCCCCGAUUGGUCAAAGUUCUACUUAAACCUAAUGUGUGUUCAAUGGUUGCAGAUUUUGUUUGUAGAUGCCAGACAAGGACUUAAAAACAUGCACAGUGAUGCGUAAAUGCGAGAGUUUUGAACAUGGAAGCCUGAAACACACAUUUACACACAUUAACAUGGACUUCUCAUUGAAAGUGGUAGCUUGAACACACCUUGCUUAGGCUGGUGGGAAUGUAGCAUUCAACAUGACCGCUGUCUUCUUCUGCCGGAGACUUCUCAGAAACAUGUCAAAAAUGUCUGAUCUUGGAAGCUAAGCAGCUGAUUGGCUGCAGGAACUGCCAGGUGCUAUCAGUUACUGCAAACACACAGAGGCGCUUUCCAGUUUUUCCAUGCGCCUGUCCCAAGUCCAGGUAAAUAUAUCGGGUUGGUCAGGAAGCCAUCUGGUCAGGGAUGCUGUAGAUGUUGACCUUGGACACGAGGACUUCUUGUCCAAUUGUUGGGACCUAACAGAGCUUUUCACGAGCCUUCAUAGAUUUUGUUAAAAAUAUAUAUGACCCAUUUUCCUGAGAUGAGAAAGUUGUUUGGUGACAUCUGAGACCUAAAACUACGCUUUCUAACACAUGGCAGAGAUUUUCUCUGAAAGGUGACUUCCGUUUUGCUAGACGAUUUUUCUGACAAAAGUCAUCCAGGGACAUGACACCUGUGUGUCAUUCAGCUGCAACACAACUUUUUUUUCAAACAUCCUUAAAUUAAUGGCAUAUGGGACUUUGUUGUUUGUAAAAACACUUUGUAAAAGGACAAGAGUGUUUGUCUGAUUAGAAUUCAGACUCAAAGUUGAAUAAAAAACAGUGCUUUAAGCCCAGAGCCGGAUUCUGUGAAGGUUUUGACACCAAAAGUAUUUCAACUUUAUGGGCCUGAUUUACUUACAUGUGUUACUUUGUUUACAUGUGUAAAAAAAUAUGUGUAAACUUGACAUCAGGUGAUAAAUGGGUUGCUUCAAAUGGGAAAAAUAGAAAGUGCAAUAAACUUGCCUUUGCACUUGCAAUAAGGGUGUUUGUGGCACAAUGUGCUUAAACGUGACACAAGUUUUUAUUCUUUUGUCUCUGAACUUCCUAGGUUGGAAGGCAGGUACAAACUAGCAUGACUUGACACUACAAACACACACAAAUGGUUGUAGUUGCUGCUUGAAAGAGGAGACAACAGAGGACGAAGAAGCCCAUCUUUUCUGUUUCAGGGGGUUAGGGUUAGCAUCCAACCCUACAAUGUUCCUGGCCGACCUUUCGUGUCUAGUUUCCCCUUUUUGCCAAUGUCAAAUGUUAACCUUGGAUGUUUCUUUCAUGCAAACUCUAUUCAACCUCAUUGCAUUGAUUUAAGGUGAGCAAUUGUCAAUGAACAGUAUGUUCUCUUUUAAAAACAGUCUAUCUUCCAUCAGUAGCCCUGACGUUAAAUUAAAAAAAUCUGCGGUUGUCAGAAACUGGUUAUUGUUUGCCUCGCAGACAGAAUGGUGAUAGUUAACCAGGAUCCAUUUGCAAUAUAUGGUACCGUAUUUUUCGGCCUCAAAAUGUUGGCAACAAGCCAAGAUGAACAUUUCAGAUUUCAAUGGAAUGGAAGUGAAGCUGUAUACAGUAUUACCAAGAAGCGUAUAGAUAAGGAUCACUGGAAAACCACGGUUACUACAAAUGAAUGGACACUAUUUGGUGCCACAUCUUUAAAAGACUAACUUUUGAUCUAUUUUCAAAGUGUUCCCAGUCGUCUUUUACAUAGAGUUAUGCCAUUUUAGCCAAAUGCAAAAAAUCUGUCUUUAUUUAGGUCAUAGUUUCUGCAGUAGCUGCAAUAGUUCAUUAGAUAUUCAACUUUGAGUUGUGGGUGGGACUUUUGGUACGAACCCACCCCACCUCCGCUUUCCCUCCCCGUUGCCGAGAGCUCUCCGUUUACGUCAGCUCUUGCUAGCUUACAACCCCUCAAACCCCUAAACUCACAUUAACAGAACAACAAAAAUGGCGACCAAUAUUAGAGCUAUCCAGCCGUACAGUUUUGAGCCAGAUACCAAAACAAAGACGUUCAUGGAUUUGCUUGUCUGCAAGUGGAUGGAUCAGAAUGGAGCGGAGCAGGAAGCUUGUGACCCGCCCAUCGUAUUCUUUAUCCCACAAAUGUGCACUAAAUUUUUUCAUCUACUGUUGAUUCACAACGAUUAGAAUAAAGAAUACUCAAAAAUGUAUAUUGGAGCUUAUUUUUGCUUUGAAGUCAUCAUCACAACAAGUUAAAAACACAAAAACAAGAUUUUUUUAAUCAAAAUGGGUCUUUAAAUCUGGCAUUUAUUGGAAAUGGGCAUCAGUAAGACAUGGACCACUACUUGAAGAGAUAUAGUACUGCUUUUGCAACACAAAUUUUAGUAAAUCACCAACAAAUCUUUACUAAAUCGCAGGACGGGAUUUUGCGGUCUCUAUUUUGGAUCUUAGUAAAUCAGUCGGUAUGUCUUAAGAACUGUAACGGUGCAUGUCAUAAUGCUGCCUCUGUGUUUAAUGAUAAAGCACAUUUCAAGUUAUUAAGAUUCACUGACAUCAAAAUACAAGACUGCCAUAUUGUGCCUUCAUUUAUGAGCAAACUAAGCUUGAGUUGAGAAACAAAAAAAGAGCAAAAAUCUUUCAUGCUCAACUGAACGAUUAAAUAAACAUGUUGUAUGGCUUUUUAGAAAUGUAACAAAAAAAUGAAGGCAAAAAAAUGUGUAUGUGAUUAUGUUGUGUGAAUGCACUGCAAGCCUUCUUAAAUGGUCUUACUUGAUCUGGUGCUAACAGUCGUCCGUGUUUAGACUGAAUCUUGUCUGCACUCAACGGAAAAUUCCUGCUGUGUGGAAAAAAAAAGUGUGAUUUGGUUUGAUGAAGCAAACCACGUUUUUGAAAACUUGUCAUUUUUGUGAGUGCCUCGUACUGUAUCAGUACUUCUGAAAACUAA